Molecule: messenger RNA, 669 nt
Organism: Equus quagga
Lineage: Eukaryota; Metazoa; Chordata; Mammalia; Perissodactyla; Equidae
Product: antileukoproteinase-like
Exons: 4
Coding region: 15-458 (147 amino acids)
Biological process (GO): innate immune response; antibacterial humoral response
Cellular component (GO): extracellular region
Molecular function (GO): peptidase inhibitor activity
Source: RefSeq, a predicted model, not a curated record
CCUCUGUUCUCACCAUGAAGUCCAGCAGCCUCUUCCCCCUCGUGCUUCUUGCCCUGGGAACCCUGGCACCUUGGACUGUGGAAGGUGCUAGAAAUGCUUCAAAAGCUGGAGCCUGCCCUCCUCGAAGGCUUGCCCAGUGCUUUAGAUAUGAGAAGGCUGAGUGCCAGAGUGACUGGCAGUGUCAAGGGGAGAAGAAAUGCUGCCAGGAUACCUGUGGAAUCAAAUGCCUGGACCCCAUUGCCAUCUCGAAGCCAGUUGAGAAGAAGCCUGGGAACUGUCCAGUGCCUCCUGGCCAAUGUCUGAUGCUUGACCCCCCCAAUCACUGUGAGACAGAUGGCCAGUGCCAGGGUCACCUCAAGUGCUGCACAGGCAUGUGUGGGAAAGCCUGCAUUUCCCCUGUGAAAGGGGAAGAAUCUGGAGAUGAUUUCGCUGGUUCCUAUAUUGAAGCGCUGAUCUGAUUUUCUCUCACAGCCUGAUUUCCGCAGUUUGGAAAAGGCUCUGGAUCCUCUGUGUGGUCUUGGAAUUCCCUUUCUGCUCCCAGGCUUGGAUCCCUGGGGAACUUCAUGGUGAAGAUGUGGUUCUACCAUCAAUACCUCCUUUGGGGAAAGCUUGGCACACAGCAGGCUUUCAGGAAAUGCCUGUUGAUUGGUGAAUAAAUAAGUGAGCAUA